Molecule: messenger RNA, 1041 nt
Organism: Saprolegnia diclina VS20
Lineage: Eukaryota; Oomycota; Saprolegniomycetes; Saprolegniales; Saprolegniaceae
Exons: 1
Coding region: 20-988 (322 amino acids)
Biological process (GO): alternative respiration
Cellular component (GO): mitochondrion
Molecular function (GO): alternative oxidase activity
Source: RefSeq, a predicted model, not a curated record
GUUUUCAAGUCGCUCACCAAUGCUCAGCACGCCCAUCUGCCACCGCCUCCUCGCCGCCGGUCGCCCGCGCCCGCUUAUCGCGGCGGCUGCUAACCGCCACCAGCUCAUCGCCGCCACUGGUCGCCGCCAUCUGCGCACGUCGUCGCCGCUGCUGGCGGUCGAGAACAGCCACUUCAAGUCGCAUCCCAAGACCGACGCUCAUUUCGCCGACCAAAAAGUCUGGGAAAACCCGAUCCCACACGACAUCUACAGCCCCCAAGACCUCGCCAAGAUCCACCCGACGCACCGCAACCCGACUGAGAUGCACGCCAAGGUGGCCCUCUUCGCCGUGCGUCUCAUGCGCUCCGGCUUUGACUUUGUCUCGCGCUACAAGGGCCCGGGCGGCGGCAUGAAGGCUGGGGACUGGGUCAACCGUGCGCUCUUUCUCGAGACGGUCGCCGGAGUCCCUGGCAUGGUCGCCGGCAUGGCCCGCCACCUCCGCUCGCUGCGCACGAUGCAGCGGGACCAGGGCUGGAUCCACACGCUCCUCGAGGAGGCUGAGAACGAGCGCAUGCAUCUGCUCAUCUUCCUCAACAUGAAGUCGCCAGGUCCGCUCUUCCGCCUCUUUGUGCUCGGCGCGCAAGGCGUCUUCUUCAACGUGUUCUUCCUCGCGUACCUGACGUCGCCCAAGACGUGCCACCGCUUCGUGGGGUACCUCGAGGAAGAGGCCGUCCACACGUACACGGCGCUCGUCCAAGACAUUGAGAACGGCCAUGUCGACCAUUGGGACACGGACAUUGCGCCGCUGAUCGCACGCAACUACUACAAGCUGCCCGAGACCGCGACGGUCCUGGACAUGAUCAAGUGCAUUCGCGCCGACGAGGCCAACCACCGCGAUGUCAACCACACGUUUGCCGACGUCGAGUGGAAGACGGCGGUCAACCCGUUCCUACACAAGCACCGCAAGCCAGCCGUGGAAGAAGAGAAAUCCAAGCCAGUGGCAUCGUAGCUGGACAAAUUAAUGCUAAAAUACGUCGCUCACACUUGAUUGAGCUCAUGCUA